Messenger RNA from Alternaria atra, 1722 nucleotides. RefSeq lists its product as uncharacterized. NCBI's taxonomy places the organism in Eukaryota, Fungi, Ascomycota, Dothideomycetes, Pleosporales, Pleosporaceae. The record is from RefSeq and is a predicted model, not a curated record. The coding region runs from base 1 to 1722 and encodes 573 amino acids. The transcript has a single exon.
AUGACACUUGUUGCUCAUGGAGUUGAAGCCGGCAUAAAGCUCUCGGACGACAUCGAACUUGGCAUUCAAGUUGACAAAGUUGUUGUACCACUCUUUCGAGAGAUAACCGUCGACGACGUCUAUGCGAAUGUCAAGGGUGGAGACUGGGAAGUCACCUUCGGAGACGUCCAGUACGGCGUCCCGGAGCCAGACGACGACGAUUCUGUAGUCGUUACCAACACGGCUAUCCUUAGAGCAGCGACGAUGAAAGGGGGAGCCAAUGGUCGCCCGGCCGAUAUGGUCAGGAAUCUUACGGCUGGCAAGAUACCGACUGAGGCUGAAGAUACCGCAUCCGCAUUCUCGUCCGUUAAGAAGAUAUCACCAGAUGAGGAGCGCGCUCAUACAAAGUACAAGGACCUGGUCCGCUAUAUCAACGACACAAGUGCCAUUACAAAGGCGAAGCAGCAACUGGUAGAGGCCUCGAAAGCACGAGAUGAGGCUGGCUCAACAGAUGAUGAAAAAGACCCCAAAGAUGCUAAAAGGUCAAAAGAAGAACCGGGCGUCCGCUUGGACAUUGAUAAUAUGGAUGACUUCAGAGCAGCAAUCUGUACCCAGAUCCAUGGACAACCCUCAAUACCUCAUCCACCUACCAAAUCGAUCAGAGUCUCCACCCUUCGGAAAACAUCGUACCCAAACGUAAAGAAGUUCCUACAUCGACUGCCCUUCCUCUACCGCUUGAUGCUCAGUCCUAUUUGUUACUUCCAUCCUGUCAAGUUCAAGUCCAUUACUGCAGCUGGAUCAGGAAAGUGGUUCACAGCCCUGAUGCAACAGUAUUUCUUUAAGCAUUACUCGUCCCAAGACGCCGAGAUUCGUAGAUUGGAGGCGCGGAUAUCGGCCUGGUGUGCAGAUGCCAAUUUCGCCGUAGAACUAGGCCCCAUGGCUAGCGAAGCCUCCUUCCCCAUCAACACUAAUUACAACAUCCAGACCCACUUAAAAAUCUCAGAUGUCAUGGCUUACAGAAUACUCCCUGAUGCCGUCGAACUUAAGCAAGUUGUGCGAUUAGGAGGUGCCGAUGCUAUUCUCACGAUUCCGACAUUCCUGUUCCCUCACCAUGAGCACAUCUUCCCAGAGAAGAAGAGUGACUUCGACCUAUUGGAGAUGGAAUCUGCCAUCAAAGAAACUGAAUCUACUCCAAAGCAGAUCCAAGCUCUGAAAGAACUUGAGAAGUUAAAGAGAGACGAGGCAUCUAUGCACGUCAGCGCACACGCUCACCUCCCGGCGCAGUUUCACCAAGAUCUUCUCAACUUCGUCGCCGCAAUUGUCAAAGCCACCAAGGUCAUCGAGUCAGACAAAGACUUUGAGGAGGCAAAGGUUUUACGCGAACUGAAGCGCGUCAGCACGACUGAUAGCGAAGCAAGCAGUCUUGCGUCGAUUAAUACCAACAAUAGCGAAAUGUCGCAGACCACAGUGAAUGGCAAUGAGGACAAGAGCUUCAAAGCAUUUCUCAAAAAGGUGGACACUGGUUUCAAGGAAGCGUCGAAUAAGACUAUGGUGGGCAUGCGCAAAGCUGGUCAGAAUACUGUACAUGCCAUGGCUAACGAUCGCUGGAUCGCACGGCUGGUAGGCAAGGUGACGAGGAAGUUGGAAAAGGCGCAAGGUGAACUGGGGUAUAGUGCAGAGGUUCCGAUUGCUCUGGCCAAGUACCGUGAGCGACAUGAGUUCGAGCAGAAGCUCUUACCCUAA